AUGGGUCGAAUCGAGGCGAUUUUCCGAUUACAACUCUUCACUGUGUAUUUCUUUUUCAUCAAAUUCUUUGUAUUCCUUCAAAAUCUCUAUCGAAGACUCGUAAAGAUCGAUGAGAUUCCGGAGGGGAAAGCUCGACUUUCUUCGAUUCUUUAUCGACAAAAACGAGACAUUGAAGAGAUCGCUCGGGAGAUCGACUUUCUGACCGUGCACAACUCAUUUGUUGACACGAAGCUUUUAGAGGGAAAUUACUGGACAUUGUAUUCAUUGACAAAGGAUUUUGCCUAUUUCGUUCUUUUGCCUAAGCCAGUCACUUAUUAUAAUUCGCAAAGAAGUCCGUUUGUCUACGUUCAAUUAUUCGAUGAGGCUUUACUAUUGGCUGAAAUGAGUCGAAAAGAAUUUGAGCGAUUUGCUGGAGAAUUGGCGAAAAACCCUCAGCCUGAGACGAUCUACUACACCAAUACGGCACGCUGUGGCAGCACUCUCUUGGCGAAGAUGUUGCACUGUGAGGGGAAAUCCCAUUGCACCGCCGAGCCCUAUCCGAUUCCAAAUCUCAGCAUCGGUCUCGAUGAGGGUUAUUUCACUCGUGAGGACGUGAAAACCCUGUUACCCCAUGUGAUCACCGUUCUCCGGAAAGACGUCCCAGUUGAUCAAGUUUUCAUUCUCAAAACAGAGUGUACAGGAGUCCGUCUGGUCGAGUUUACCGACGAAAUCCCGAAUUUCCGAAAUCUUUUCUCUUUCCGCAAAAAUGGAAUCGACUCGGUGGAGAGGAUUUUGAAAAGAGAAGAAAUCGGAGACCUAUUGACAGCGAUUUAUUUGGCCUCUCCUCAACUCUGCAAUUGGAUUUAUGGAUUUUUGAGUGGAAUGGAGGGGAAACAUUAUCAAAGAUUGAAGCCGGAUACGGAUAAGAAACGAUCUGCUAUUGUUUACGCUGCUCCCUAUGGAACAUAUUUGAAAAAUGAGGAGAGAUUUUUGAUGCCUUGUGUCUGGUUUCAUGAUAUCAUUCACAACACGGAGGGACUUUUGAGGGAAAUCUUUCGAAAUAUUGGAAUCCCGGAAGAUCUGGCAGUUGAACAAGCAAAAUGGAAAGGAGAAGACUCACAGAAGGGAACGUUCUUGAGUCAGGAAGCUCUGCGCCACAUUGAAACCCCGAUGAUGAAAGAGAACGAGAGAAAUUUGAUGGAAGAAUAUGCGACCGUUUUGGGUGUACCCCUGGAGACGCUAUUAUCGAAAGAAAAAGAUCCAAUCAUCGAAAAGAAUCCAAAAAUC
Molecule: messenger RNA, 1266 nt
Organism: Mesorhabditis belari
Lineage: Eukaryota; Metazoa; Nematoda; Chromadorea; Rhabditida; Rhabditidae
Source: the annotation of a GenBank genome assembly